Messenger RNA from Sporothrix brasiliensis 5110, 732 nucleotides. RefSeq lists its product as uncharacterized. The transcript is spliced from 2 exons. The record is from RefSeq and is a predicted model, not a curated record. NCBI's taxonomy places the organism in Eukaryota, Fungi, Ascomycota, Sordariomycetes, Ophiostomatales, Ophiostomataceae. The coding region runs from base 1 to 732 and encodes 243 amino acids.
AUGGGUUCUACACCUCUCACACUACUCCCCUUGAGGUCGCGCGAGGAGGCGCACCAACAGCGCUGGGGUCCAACCAUCCGAGGCAUGGUCGGUUCGGGCCUCGCGUGCUGCGGCUUCGUGCUGUUCCGCUGUGUCUACGGCGACGACGACGCGUGGGCGCGCUUCCUCGACACGAUGAAGCAGCGCGUGCGUGCGCACGUUCAGCGCGAUGCCGUCGCCGGCCAGACGUUUGCUCGGUAUGUGGAGCCGGCCCUGGCGUGGACCGUCAUCGAGGACGAGACGACGCUGGCCAAUGCAACCAAGGAGCAGGUGCGCAAGCGGUUUGUCGCGUGGCGCGACGAGCAGUUGCGGGACACGGCCUGGCACGUGUCGGUCGCGCAGGCCGGCUUUUACAAGGAUCUGCCACGGUUCAACUACUGUCUUUGCGUCGACCAGGCGUGCCUGGACAGUUUGGGAGCGUAUCGGACGGUGGAGGACCAGCUGGGCGUCUACGAAGCCGGGCCGCCGGCGACGGUGGCCCUCGUUGCGGCGCCGUGGGCGAGGCCAUUUGCGCCGCUGGCCGAUUUGCAGAAGCAGGACAAGUGGCUGGGCUGGGGGACCUUGUCGUCUCGCGGCCAGCCAUCCGAUGACGACGAGGACGACGAGGACGACGAGGAAGAAGUGGCAGAGGACGAGCUUCCACCCAUCGAGUCGUCCACAUCCUUUCGGCGGCCAGCAUUGGACAACCUGUAG